AUGCUCUGGUCAAUAUCUCGGAUGCCGGAAGCUGGUGACAAGGAAUAUGCCAUGUUGUGCCGUUUCUGUCGCUGCUCAACAUCCUCCCUGUGGCAUGUGGAUGCCGGUGCUCUCUGUACACAUGGAAAGAGGGCAUGCUCACAAGGCAUGGAGCUUCAGAGAACGCCCAGAUCUCUCCGUCGUCCAAUCAGUCCGCCACCAUCAAAAGCUAGAAAGAUAGAAGGAGAAGCCACGCGAGCUCGACGGGUACUGCAAUCGCCGUUCCGGCUCACCAAGAUCCGCGACCUGGGCCCGGACAUGAACGUGGACACAAUCUCUCUCUCGGACCUGCUUGGCGACCCGCUCAUCUCGGAGUGCUGGCAGUUCAACUAUCUCCAUGAUGUCGACUUUACCAUGUCUCAUUUCGAUGAGGACACGCGGGGUCUGGUCAAGGUGCACGUUGUCCAUGGCUUUUGGAAGCGGGACGAUGCGAACAGGGUCGCGCUGGAGGCUCAAGCAUCACGUUACGGCAACGUCAAGCUACACGCGGCUUACAUGCCAGCAAUGUUCGGCACCCACCAUUCCAAGAUGAUGAUACUCUUUCGGCACGACGACACAGCCCAGGUCAUCAUUCACACCGCAAACAUGAUAGCCAAGGACUGGACCAACAUGACGAACGCAGUCUGGCAGUCGCCACUCCUCCCCUUAGUCAAUCGUCCGUCAGGACAGACCUCGGCAACGGGCGGCGUGUCAUCCCUCGUCGUCGGAAGUGGCGAGAGGUUCAAACAUGAUUUGCUCAGUUACCUCAGAGCUUACAACUCAAGACGUAGUGUAUGUACCUCGCUUGUGGAGGAGCUUAACAAGUACGACUUCGCGGCAGUCCGCGGAGCGCUCAUCGCCAGUGUGCCGGGAGUACACGAGAUCGAACCCGACGAUGGGGAGACCUGCUGGGGCUGGGCGGCAGCGAGGAAGACGUUGAGAUCGGUUCCCAUCCAGGCCGGGCGCAAAUCAGAAGUCGUUGUGCAGAUCUCAUCCGUGGCCACUCUCGGGCCGAGCGAUACGUGGCUGCAAAAGACCCUGCUGCAUUCCUUGACCUCGCCGACAAAGACUUCAGAGAAGCCUGCAUUCCGUAUCGUCUUCCCGACGCCUGAUGAGAUCAGGCGGUCGCUCGACGGGUACGCAUCAGGAGGCUCGAUCCACAUGAAGAUUCAGUCUGCCCAGCAGGCCAAACAGCUGCAGUACAUGCGACCAAUGCUCUGCCACUGGGCCAACGAUGCCGACAAGGGCCAAGUCUUGCCCGGCAACCACCACGAGGCAGGUCGACAGCGAGCGGCUCCACAUGUAAAGACAUAUAUCAGGUACCACGAAAACAGCAACACAAUGGACUGGGCGCUUCUCACUUCGGCAAACAUAUCCAAGCAAGCUUGGGGGGAGGCGGCCAAUGCAGCUGGAGACAUCAAGAUUGCGUCGUGGGAAAUUGGCGUCAUGGUCUGGCCCGAGUUGCUGACCGGAGAACCCGAGACCAUGAUGGUGGGAACAUUCAAGGCUGACAGCCCCUCCGAAGAAGCACUUGGUGAGAUCCCCAGUGCAACGCUGGUAGGGCUCCGCAUACCGUACAAUCUUCCCUUGCGCCGGUACGCCGCAACCGAACUCCCGUGGGUAGCAACUGCAAGCUAUUCCGAGCCCGACUGGAGAGGGCUUACUUGGACUAAAUGACAUGGGUGAGGGAUCAGAUUCGGGGAACCUAUAAGCGCACAGAGUGGCAUCAAAGUCGUACUCGGGACCCCGAGCCGCACAAGGCCCCGGUGAUUCGAGAGCGUAACAAGAGCAGGCUGUUGGUCACUCUUGCGGUUGGAGUCUCACAUCAUAGCAACGCGCAGC
Microdochium trichocladiopsis is the source of this 1860-nucleotide messenger RNA. Its product is annotated as tyrosyl-DNA phosphodiesterase I. The record is from RefSeq and is a predicted model, not a curated record. Lineage: Eukaryota; Fungi; Ascomycota; Sordariomycetes; Xylariales; Microdochiaceae. Gene Ontology annotation, biological process: double-strand break repair; single strand break repair. The transcript is spliced from 4 exons. Gene Ontology annotation, molecular function: double-stranded DNA binding; 3'-tyrosyl-DNA phosphodiesterase activity; single-stranded DNA binding. Gene Ontology annotation, cellular component: nucleus. The coding region runs from base 1 to 1695 and encodes 564 amino acids.